This is a messenger RNA of Salvia splendens (bonfire salvia), 824 nucleotides long. RefSeq lists its product as uncharacterized. The transcript is spliced from 4 exons. Bases 292 to 681 code for a protein of 129 amino acids. NCBI's taxonomy places the organism in Eukaryota, Viridiplantae, Streptophyta, Magnoliopsida, Lamiales, Lamiaceae. The record is from RefSeq and is a predicted model, not a curated record.
UGUAUAAUUAGAGAAGUCCCCACCCACCGUCUUCAAAUUAAGGCGAUAUUAUUUUGGUUAUCUAGAGUUUGGAGCCACUCUGAUUUUAGUUAAAGUUAAGGUUUGACAGAAAUUGAUUUUCAGAGAUUAAUUAUACACCAGUUUUAAGCUAUAACUAUAAGGUCUGUUUUCGAAGGAUUGGGUUGAAAAGAGUUGAUUGAUGAAUUGUGUGGGAGAAGAAAUGAGAGCGUGAAAUGUAGGGAUACAUAUGUAUAGGAGGGCACAAUUGCAUAGUUUGAAAAGUUGAAGAAAAUGGGGAGGGCUCAACGGCGGCAUAUAUUCAUAGCUCUAGGGUUCCUUUUGCUUUUGGGAAUCGCCAUUCACUUCCGCCUUUGGGCUAUCCAUCGGAGAAUCUCUUCCAACGAUUCCCAGCUUUUGAGGCGACAAUUUGAUCUUGCUAACAGAGAAGCCAUGGAUGAAUCUGCAGAAUGGAGAAGAAGGUUUGAUUUGGAGUUUGACAAGGCUGCCAAGUGCUCUACGGAGCUCGACCAAAUUAAGAAGGCAACUGGAGAAAAAACAAAGGUCCUCAACAAGAAAAUGGAAAUGUUGCAAAAGGAAAAUGUGGAUUUGCUCGAGCGAGUAGAGUCAUUGAAGCAAGAGCUUGAAUCGGAGAAACUAAAAUGCAGCCUGCGUAACAUGUGAUGUCCGAUUUUGCUUGGCGUUUUCAAACAUUUUGGAUCCUCCAAUUGCUCAUUAUUUUGUGUUGCCAAUGCCAAUUUAUAUUUGCAUUUAAACAUAUUUAUGAACAUAUUUAUGAAUACAAUAUGUUUGCCCAGCGGUAUAAA